AUGGAAAUAAACAAUGAUAGAUUUAAUGAUGAACAAUUUGCCGUCGGAGAAUGCGGCUGGUUUCAACGUCAGAAGCUUGCAUGGUGGUUCCGGUUGGCAAUUUGGAUUAUAAAGUUGGGCCCUAUCCCUCGUCAUGUUGCAUUUAUUAUGGAUGGUAAUCGAAGGUAUGCUCGCGCGCAUAAUUGUUCUGAUGUAUUGGAUUGGUGUGAUUAUGUGGGCAUUCAAGAAGUCACUCUCUAUGCAUUUAGUAUAGAAAACUUUAAACGAUCAGAAUCAGAGGUUAAAGGACUUAUGGAGCUGGCAGAAAUCAAAUUCACUAGACUUUUGGAUUUGCUUAAAAAAAGUGAGGAAUCUGCAAGCCAUAAAGUUUGCAUCCGUUUCUUUGGAGAUCUUCAGUUGCUGCCUGAGAAAAUACGCUCACUGAUCACGCAAAUUGAGGCAAUUACAAGGAACAAAGGAAGCACUUUUCUAAAUAUAUGUUUGGCAUAUACUUCAAGUAAUGAGCUUUUUCGGGCGGUGGAAGGAGCAAAACAAAAAAUACAGUGUGAUCAGCACGAUAAAACUAGUGAGUAUGGUUGUAUUGUUGAUGAAUGUAUGGACACAUAUAAAUGUCUUCCACUUGAUAUGGUAGUCAGGACUAGUGAGAGACGAUUAAGCGACUUCAUGCUUACGAGAUUACGCGAAUUUACAUAUCUACACUUUGAGGAAAACGUUUUAUGGCCAGAAUUUUCACUUUGGCAUUUGCUGAAAUCAAUAAUUGCCUUUCAAAUAAGCAGGUUUGAAUUAAUAAAGAUGAGAGCCAACAUUUCACCAAACAAGAAUCGAUUUUACAAAUUUUAUGAAUUGUUUAAACUUGCAAAUUGUGAUUAA
This is a messenger RNA of Meloidogyne enterolobii, 870 nucleotides long. NCBI's taxonomy places the organism in Eukaryota, Metazoa, Nematoda, Chromadorea, Rhabditida, Meloidogynidae. The record is from the annotation of a GenBank genome assembly.